Molecule: messenger RNA, 2797 nt
Organism: Xylona heveae TC161
Lineage: Eukaryota; Fungi; Ascomycota; Xylonomycetes; Xylonales; Xylonaceae
Exons: 4
Coding region: 55-2490 (811 amino acids)
Biological process (GO): DNA replication initiation
Cellular component (GO): DNA replication preinitiation complex
Source: RefSeq, a predicted model, not a curated record
CUAUAAUCGCGUCUCCCAUAACGCGUGAAUAAAACUGAUGAAGAAUCAGCUUGAAUGAUAAUAACAGCUUUGUCGAAGAGGACUUAUUUGAUCCAUUAUGACCCGACAAUAGAGCUCAUGCGAAGCCGGCCAUUUAGCUCGUUGUAUAGAUCAGCAAUGUCUGCUCUUGGCCAAGCACAGCCAGGAAGAAGCGCGUCGACCCGAGCAAACGACAAAAUUCACUUCUCUCCUCCGUCCAAAGAUUUAAUGAAUCCCAAUUUUUCCGAUGACCUGACGGAAAACUUAUCGGUGCAAGGCAAGAAAAGAAAGCGAGAGACCAUAGGAUCAGCCAAGCCCCUAAAAAAGUCUAUAACCAUAAAACCAUACCCAUCGUCUACAAUCGAUAAACCUUGCCUGCUCACUCCAGUAUUCGUACUGCCCCGAUCAUGCCUCUCUUUCAAACAUCUGGAAGCCUCCUGCUCCUUGGAUGCCCCGCCAACUCGCUUCUUUGCUGGCUACGUGGAGGUUCUCGAGGAUCUAGUCCAAACGAAUGAAUGUGAGGCAUCGGUCCUUAUCUCUAAGCACAACGUGGAAAAAGGCUUGCAUGUGAUUGAGCGGGUAAAGUAUGGUAUUUAUGCCAUUUGCAAACUAGGUAAAUGGGUAACGAUCAAAGAUAUUCGCGUGGAGAACGGGAAAGCCAGUCGGCAACAGAGAUCGGUGCAGAAAUGGCAGACGGACAUUCAACGUGAAGGAGAGUGGUGGACAAAAGCUACUGUGGAAGCUCCCAAGUCGGUACUAUGCGGAAGUGGAAGGAAUGGAGGGAAUGACGCGCAUCCGACGGGUUUGGUCUCCAUGAAGCCGUCCGACAAAUCACCACAGAGGAUUUCAACCCAUGCCGAGAUUAUUUCGACCCAAUUGAUCGAGAGGACGGGAGAUAUCUGUAGCUGCGCAAAUGGUGCAUCGCAGCCACAGAGCGCGCCAGAGAGACCAAGCGUCGAGCCAGCGCCACAAGACAUGCUCGAAAUGGUCGUCACGCAAUAUUUUGAGGCUUUGUAUCUGUCGAAGACUUCACUGGCAUACUUCGCAAAAGGUCCACUCUCCAGAGCGCGAGCGGCGUUCAAUGGCCAAGACCACUUGAAGACACCAAAAGAGCUUGCGGCCUCAUUACGCUCCCUAAUCUUGUCGCUCAAUGUUAUGGAUAAGAAAUACAGAGAAAGUCUGAUGGCAUUGAUUCAGUCCCUACCUGCCGGUGGAACUGUCUCCGAGGAUGAAGAGGAUUACGCUGCCCUAAGAGCCGUUUUCGAGAGAAAGAGCAGGAAAAAGAAGUGCAAGCCUGGAAAAGACGGCAUGUAUCCGCAGGAGCCGCAGCUGGUUGAAAAAUGGUGGAGACUCGGCGACAAUGCCGUGGAAAUUGGCCGAGAUUCUAAAGAAUGGGCCAAAGCAAGACUCGCUCGACUGAGAACGAGAGAGACUCAACUUCAAAUUAUUCUGAUUCUAGAAAUCCUGGCAUUAGAGAAGUUUUCCGCUACUCAUAACGAAAAACAAGAAGCACUUGAGUUCCUAAGAUCAGGCUCGGAAGGCAGCAAGAAGAAACCGCAAAAUCUCACUGUCCUACUGGAUCUCUUGGCCGACAGGCUGUGUAUUUGGCAAUCGUUAAAUAAUGAAGGCAAUGGUGAUGGGGCAUCAGCGUCAACAGCGUCUAAAUCCGUUUCAGACGACACAACGGUCGCACCGACCAAGGAGACAGACUAUAACCAUUUAUAUGAUUUCUGUGUCGAAGUCAUUGUACCUUUCUUUGCAUCUCGUCUGCCUGAAGAUUGCGCCGUGCUUAACCAAAAACUUGGUGGACCAGUCGCAGCAUCUCCUGCUCGACCGAAGAUUUUGAAAUCCUCUUCAUCUCUCAAGACUUCAACUAAGCCUGGCGUCGUUGUCAAGCGAAAUGCGCCCUCUUCUCGAAAACCUCUUAGUAGAGUGUCCAGUGAUGCCAGAGUGUCGUAUUCGCGGCCGCAACGAUCGUUUGCUCGCUCUGCCACAGAAUCAGCCAUUCCAGGUUUGAAGCGGGAAACCAGCGAAACCCCGCUCUUGGAAAUUCCAGAGAUUGAUACUACCCAACCUCUGCUCAGCAAUCGGAGAGACCUACUGAAGUCUAAGAGAUUUACUCAAAGAGAAGUAGAUCUCAGCAUGCUCCAUCCGGUUGCUGAAGCGAAAUUGAGAAAGAGAUCGACCAACGUAGAAGAGGAGCUUCGGGAGGCCAUUGCUGCCAUUAAGAAGCCGAACCGUCAACUAGCGAUGAAGGACGCUGGCAAUGUUAGCCGUGUUCAAGUACAAGCUACUCCCAAGGGCAGUCGCUUCAAGGACUCCACGGCCCCAUCAACUCCUCCGAUCAGUAUUGAGAGGAGCCCGACUAUGAAAAGAAUUAAUCCAGACACCGGAAACGGCCCGAGUGCUGGUAUACAAGAGACGCCACCUCGCCGUUCCCCGUUCAUUAAAUUUUCCGCACUCGAUUCUUAAAGUUUUGGCAGUAGUUAUAUUGCCUACUUAGAAUAGUUUGUGCUCAUUUCCAACGACGUCAUGAAUUUAUAUACACCUUAUGCAUUACAUGAUUGGUGUACGGGACUUUGAACAGUAAACAAACUAUUAAGAUUAGAUACACCAUCAUCAUUAUCAUUCCUACCCAUUUAUCUCUUCAAAAUUGGCACCUUUUAUUCGCUGUAGAACUGUCUAGACCUUUCCUAGCACCGCAUCGGACCUUGAGUAACUUCUUGACCUAUUAAAAAUGAAUGUUUGUCGAAGACCUUUAAUAUAAGACUUCCGCAGG